CUGAAUAUAAUGAAAAGAAAUUGCAUUUUGCACAUAUAAAUGUUUUUAGUUGAUUUGCACAAUAAUUGUUAAUUACAAACUGAAAAUAUAUUUAUUUUGAAUUGCAGCCACAACGAUAGGGGAAGCAUUCUCCAGUUCUCGCGAUUUCUGUGUGCUUACGUGUUGCCAUGUCUGCAGAAAAUAAACGAAAUGUCGUUUAUAAAGUGUCACUUUCCCUACACAUAUUUUCCAAAACCUUUUUUAAUCUUAGUAAAGCUUUAAAUGUAAAAAUAAAUAAAAAUAAAAUGCAUUUGGUAGCUUAUUUGGACCUAUUUUGAUCAGAGAAUUUGCAUAUGUUGGACGCGUAGUAGCCUGUUUUUACGUGAUCUGUCAACAGACUAGUCCAGUCAACAUGGACUGAAUCAGCAAACACGUGGACGCGCAUCGUAACACACUGAAAACUCAUAAAAACAGUCUGUUUGAAAGGCCUGCCUUUGUGUUAUCUCUUAGGAUUGAUACGAAAUUGAUCAGUAAUCUCUCAGUUUGUAAUUAUCUGUAGGUGGCCUGAUUAAUUUUCGUGAGAGGAGUCAAGCUAGAGCUAGAGCGAAUGCUCUGAAUGCUUAGCAUCGAAUAAAAUGUAUAAAUAUAAUCGCUAACUUUAUUUUGUAAAUCAAAACACUGUGUCCGCAGUGACUUUGUACGAGAAAUUCUUACUUUCGUUUACUCUCAGAAAUAACCACAACUAUGAGCAAAAAGACCAAGAAAACCAACGACAACUUUGGCACUAACGUUAGAUGUUCAAUCUGCGGUCAACAGUACGGACGAAAGUUUGUUGCAGAUGCUAUAACGAGGCGGGGCUUUGUAGAUAUUUGAUUGGACAACAAAAGUUAUAGAUAAGCAUAUGCAUUCUUAUUUCCACCAUGAAGCAAUUGAGAAGAUCAAGGGCAGUCUACAGCUGCAUAAGUGUUGGGCAUGUGAUGUAUCUGUGAUGGGACUAGAGCAGUACAAGGAGCAUAUUGCCACCGAAAUGCACAAACAAAAUCUGUUUAAACUCCAAGAUAAAAGACAUAAAAGAGAACAUUUUAAAGCGGACUACAAUAUUGACCUAAAAGAUACUGAAAUAAAAGCCCUUUUUGACCCAAGACCGCAAGGCAGGAAGAAAAAAAAAGAUCUGGACAGAUGUUCUAUCUGCCAUCAUCGCUUUCCUGAACAGGACUGGGACAAACAUAUGCACAGUUUUAUCCACCAUCAGACAGUUGAGCAACUGAAGGGCAGUGAACAGGAGCAUAAGUGCUGGGCCUGCGAAAUGACUGUGAAAGGCAUGGCAGCGUUUAAGAAGCAUAUUUCCACCGAACAUCACAAAAGGAAGCUAUCUGAUUUGACGAAGAAUAGAAAACUUGGAAAAUAUACAUUGGACUACAGUGUUGAAUUUAAUGAGCUUAAAGACCUUUGUGCCCAAAGAGACCAAGAAAAAUUUAUGAAAAAAAGAGAGAAAAUGGGGAAGUGGAAAGCAAAAAGGAAGACCAUGAAGUUAAUUCAGAUAAGAAGCACAGCUGGCAAUGAGCAUUGUACAACACCUUUCAUGGUGAAUCAGGAGUUUGAAGCUGGCCAGUUCCCCCCAUCAUGCCAUUUCAUGUUCUUUUGGGAAAAUCAAAAUGACCAUCCAGCAGCUAUCCAGCAUAACCAAAACCUGCCUACACAGAGACAAGAGAGCAUACUUGAUAUGGACAGAUCAGAUGGGCCGCUUGUGAAGAGUCUUGAGAGACCAUCAGAAAAUAUUCCUCAAGAAAUGUCUGCUCAUGGCACUCAUCCCAACUGUGAUGGAAAAAGUACAGAUGUUUGUGUGAACCAUGUGACUCCAGGAACUGAGUGUGGUGUUGCUGCUGAUCCGACAUGUGCCCCUGAACUGGUCCAAAGCAGGAUGGAGGCCAACAUACCCAACUUGACAGCAGCAAGGGGAGUUUGUUUAACACAGGAGGAAGCAGCUGGGAAUGAAGCUGUGGUUCUUAAUCCUCCACAACACGCUAGUUCCAAAAAGUCUAUGUUGAAAGUAAAUGGAGCAGGAUCACAGAGUGAACAGGGCAUGACCAGAGAAUGCAUGAGUGGAAAAGAACCAUACACAGAUUCUUUUCUGCCUGUAUCUGUCCCGGCUGAGAUGUUCAAAAGCCAGGCUUCAGAAAAUGAGUUGGAGAUCAUUGAAAACGUUCGGCCUCAUACUGCGCAUAUUCAGAAAAAGAGAUCAAAUGAGUGUGAGACAGAACAGGGAGAAACAUCACUGGAGCAUCACAGCAGCUUUGAAGACACAUCCUGCAAUGUCCAGAAAACCAAGAGGAAAAAACAAGAUGAUUCAAAUUCAGAUCUGAAUCCUGAGAUAAACAACAAAAUAUCCAGAAAAAGAAAAGUGAAUAAGUUGAUAUCGCUGUCUAUGAAAGAAGAGGAGUUAAACAGCUCUUUGGAGAAUGUAGGUGAGCAGCUGUUCCAGGCGUACUCCACCCUGCAGAACGCAUUCACCGAAGUCCAGCGUCUACUAGCUGUUAAACAAGAGGUAACCUCAGAAAUGGCCUCGCUCAGGGCAAAGCGCAUAAAGAUUCUGCAGGAUAUGAAAAAUCCUAGUGACCAGCAGGAGGUUCUAAAUGAAUCUUGACUGCCGUGUGAACCUCUGAUGAAAGGAUUGGUCUUCAGUAACCCAAUGAGCCUCACAGAGCAGCUGGAACACAGGAUCUGCUCCCAGAAGUAUCUGAUGCUCAACAUACCUCUAGUGCACUAAAUUGAGCUCUGUGAGCAAGUACCUCAUUGCAAGGCCCAUAACUGCACUAUUAGAACAGACUUCAAUUCUAUUUUUAUAGUGGUUUAUGGCAAAUCACAUUGGAUUAUGCAUUAAUUAUAAUUUUUUUGCUUUGAUUCUGGCAUAAAAUGUAAUUUCGAUCUUGACAUGUAAAAAAAAAAAAAAAAAAAAGGUUUUGAGUCCAACAAAGCUUCCAUCCAUCUGAAGAUUCAGGUCAGUUAAAAUAUUUUCAGAACAGCACUCCAGCACAAGAAGUUUUGUUCAUACGGUUAAUCUUCUGUUUGCAGCCAUGACACACAUCUUUUGUACUAUUAUGUGCUGUUUGUUUAUGUUUUGCAAAUCAUGGCUAUGGUAACAACUGGAAUAGAACAGCCAAAUGUUGUAAUCUUUAUUCAGUUGAAUUAUUUACGAUUGCACAGUAGCACACAUUUUCUAAGGAUGUCGUUUUAGGCAUGACAUUUAAUUUGACAACAUUCUGUCACCUUAAAGGUAUAGUAAACCAAAUAAGUGCUUUUUACAAGACAUAAAUGAGCCGUCACGGUCCGUUCAGUAGCUCAUAGUCAAUCCAGUUUGUUCUAGACCAGCAUUUGCUGAAGAAAGAAGCUGCAGUGGUGUACAGUACAAUUGAUUUGAAUCCAGACCUUUCUCCACUUAAUGGAAGUUGAAAAUGGGAAAAGACCACUCGCUUUCCACCAGGCUUCCAGCAGGCAUCUGUGUCUUCAGGCAUACAUGGUCAGUUGAAGCCACUGUGUAUAUAGUGUAGAAAACAGAAACUUAUUUUUUCUUUGGAGUGUGAAUAGCAGUGAUCAGUACAAAUAAUGGUUAAAAAUCAU
Messenger RNA from Carassius auratus (goldfish), 3597 nucleotides. RefSeq names its product zinc finger protein 106b (gene znf106b). The transcript has 13 exons. The coding region runs from base 881 to 2623 and encodes 580 amino acids. The record is from RefSeq and is a predicted model, not a curated record. Gene Ontology annotation, molecular function: SH3 domain binding; zinc ion binding; RNA binding. Gene Ontology annotation, cellular component: membrane; cytosol. Lineage: Eukaryota; Metazoa; Chordata; Actinopteri; Cypriniformes; Cyprinidae.